Messenger RNA from Drosophila subpulchrella, 2090 nucleotides. It is a transcript of the gene ich, whose product is annotated as ichor. The coding region runs from base 209 to 1993 and encodes 594 amino acids. The transcript has 2 exons. Gene Ontology annotation, molecular function: DNA-binding transcription factor activity, RNA polymerase II-specific; RNA polymerase II transcription regulatory region sequence-specific DNA binding. The record is from RefSeq and is a predicted model, not a curated record. Gene Ontology annotation, cellular component: nucleus. NCBI's taxonomy places the organism in Eukaryota, Metazoa, Arthropoda, Insecta, Diptera, Drosophilidae. Gene Ontology annotation, biological process: embryonic pattern specification; regulation of transcription by RNA polymerase II; embryonic hindgut morphogenesis.
AAGAUCAAAGGAUCCUUCAUGCCGGCAUCGCGCCACUCCUGGAACCUCUCCAAACUGGUGUUGGCAUGGGUGCACAGCCAGGAUCGCAAGGGUGAGAGGCGACGAUUUAGCUGGGGAAGAAGGCUCAAACUUGGCCCUUGGAUAGCGCAGGAUCUGACAACCCUCGGAUCGCCGGAAGAUUCGCCUCGAUCGCCUGGGUCCACUGACAAUGAAGUUUUGCAGCAUGAACGGCCCAAGUGAAUCGGAAGUUGAGAGCCUGCUGAUGAGCCCAUGCUGGGGACCGCCCCAGACCUCCGCCCAGGAUCAGUACCUGCUCGAUGGCCACAAGCUGUUGCUGGAGCACGACCUGGACUCCCUGCCCAGCGAUGCGGAUCAGAAGAAUUCGCUGGACGUCCUCGACAAUCUGCUGCUGAACGGAUCGUCCCUGAAUGCCCUGUCCGAUCUGAAACCCCUGCCGCCCUUCACCGGCUACACGGGCCAUCUGUCCAUCAAUGGUAUCUCCGGCCACCAUUACCAUGCCAUCGCCCAACGGCUGCCGGAUGAGAGCAACAACAACUACAUGCAGAGUGCCUAUCACCCGCAGAACAACCAAUCGAAUCCCACAUCCACCACGCAAUCGAAUGGGGGCAGCAAUAGCAGCUCCAACUCCAACGAGCACAACAUAGUCUCCUCCUCCACCUGCUUACCAGAAAGUGUCCUGAGUGGGAGUGGCGGUGGGGGCAACGAUGCCUGCCUGGCGGACGUGAAGCUCUUCGCCGAUAGUCAACUAGAUUCUAAGCUUUACUCGGUGGCCGAUAGCUGUGUGAUGAAUGGUACCGGCUCGGGAUCGUCGGUUAAUGGUGGUUCUGGAGCCGGCAAUCCCAGCAUAGCCACCUUAACGCCCAUCGAUCAGGUGGCCGAUUCCCUGCACAAUUCCGGCGUACGGAUCUACAAGGAUCUGACGGAGUAUGUGGACAUGAAUUCCAUAGAUGAUAUAGCCGCCAUUAUAGGUUCCGCCAUUGCGGACACCACGGUGCCCAAUCAGCUGGACAAGGAUGAUAACAACGAUACGCGGGACAGCUGGAUGGAUCUCGAUGCCUGGAUCGAUGGCAAUUGCAUACAGCAGGAGUCGGCCAAGGUUCUGGUGUCGCAGCAGGAUUCCCUGGGGGAUUUCAUGCUGCCACACAGUCCGCUGCCCAUGCACGCCAGCAGUUCCACGCUCCAGAGUUUACUGAGCCACGGGUAUAUGCCCCUGCUGCAGAAUAGGCUGCAGAACGGUCCACCCAAUGGCAAUUCUUCGGGCGGAGGAGCCGGAAAUCCUGGAGCGGGACUCAAGGGGGAUCCCCAGGCGCCCACAUCUACCUCGUACUGCAACGAACUGGCGGCAGCCACCAGCAGCAGUUGCAGUCCACCCGGUUCGGUGGUCAGCACAACGGACAAUCCGAAUGGUCUGAUGAUCAAUCCGCGGUAUUUGAGCAAUCCGACCAAUAACCAGGCGACGGGGAAUCAUCCCCACCAGCAGGGUGGCUACUCCAUGCAGAAUUCGGGCCUGUCCCUCAAGGAUAAUGGCCUGUGUUCCCCGGAUCUCUUGGGCAACUAUCCGCAUACGACGACGGCCAGCACGACGGGUUCGGAGAUGAGAACUGGGGCGCCCAAGGCCAAGAGAUCCCGAUCCCAGAAGAAGUCCAACCAGCAGCAACAGCAGCAGCAGCAACAGCAGCAGCAACAGCAGCAGGGCGAGGGCGGUGGACCACCGACCACGCCCCAAAUGAGCGCCAUCUCACCAUCCGGCUUCAGUGCCAGCGAUCUGAGUGGCCUUCUGGGCAAGGAGAAGCCCGUCCAUCGGUGCAGCAUCUGCAAUCGGGGAUUCCUCAACAAGUCCAACAUCAAGGUGCAUUUGCGCACCCACACGGGCGAGAAACCCUUCCGCUGCGACGUCUGCGCCAAGGCCUUUCGCCAGAAGGCGCACCUGCUCAAACAUCAACAGAUACACAAGAGAAUUGGGCGUGACUGACGCUCCUCCACGAGCUUUAUGUUAUAGCCGAACAACCAAGUAGCAUCUCCCAGGGAGAAGCGCCAUGCGCAGCACAGAAAACUAAGAUUAGAUAUGG